UUGCUGCUGCGGGGCUGCGUAGGCGAUUCUGUCCUAUGAUGAAUCCAUACACCAUUAAGAAACAGCUUCUGCAUCAGUUUGUACAUAAACCACUUUUCCCACUGCCUGCAACCUUAUGUAACACAGUGAGACACAUGUUUAUUCAAACACAAGAUACUCCAAAUCCCAACAGUUUAAAGUUUAUCCCAGGAAAACCAGUUCUUGAGACAAGGACCAUGGAUUUUCCCACACAAGCUGCAGCAUUUCGCUCCCCUCUGGCUAGGCAGUUAUUUAGAAUUGAAGGAGUAAAAAGUGUCUUUUUUGGACCAGAUUUCAUCACUGUCACAAAGGAAAGUGAAGAGUUAGACUGGAAUUUACUGAAACCAGAUAUUUAUGCAACAAUCAUGGAUUUCUUUGCUUCUGGCUUACCCUUAGUUACUGAGGAAACAUCUUCAGGAGAAGCAGGAUCUGAAGAAGAUGAUGAAGUUGUGGCAAUGAUUAAGGAAUUGUUAGAUACUAGAAUAUGGCCAACUGUGCAGGAAGACGGAGGAGAUGUGAUCUAUAAAGGCUUUGAAGAUGGCAUCGUACAGCUCAAACUCCAAGGUUCUUGUACCAGCUGCCCCAGUUCAAUCAUUACUCUUAAAAAUGGAAUUCAGAACAUGCUGCAGUUUUAUAUUCCGGAAGUAGAGGGUGUAGAACAGGUUAUGGAUGAUGAAUCAGAUGAAAAAGAAGCUAACUCACCUUAAAAUAAUUAGCAUUUUCUUUGGGCCCAGCAGUUGGACUUAUUGAUAAUUAUACGAAACUUUUAUUAUUAAUCUGCUAAGGAACUUGAGGAUUAAUAAAAUGUGCCCUUUUUCCGGAAAAAAAAAAAAAAAAAGAA
Mustela lutreola (European mink) is the source of this 859-nucleotide messenger RNA. Its product is annotated as NFU1 iron-sulfur cluster scaffold homolog, mitochondrial. The record is from RefSeq and is a predicted model, not a curated record. Gene Ontology annotation, molecular function: iron ion binding; iron-sulfur cluster binding. Gene Ontology annotation, biological process: iron-sulfur cluster assembly. NCBI's taxonomy places the organism in Eukaryota, Metazoa, Chordata, Mammalia, Carnivora, Mustelidae. Gene Ontology annotation, cellular component: mitochondrion. The transcript has a single exon. The coding region runs from base 36 to 725 and encodes 229 amino acids.